Messenger RNA from Danio rerio (zebrafish), 1647 nucleotides. NCBI's taxonomy places the organism in Eukaryota, Metazoa, Chordata, Actinopteri, Cypriniformes, Danionidae. The record is from RefSeq and is a predicted model, not a curated record.
GUGAGAAUGGCCUGAUGGCGUGUCGUGUGGAUGAUGCACUGAUGGCCUUGCAGAAGGAGGCCAAACUGCUGCUGUUUCAGGGCUCGCAGGCAUUCGACAACCUGAGCUGUUUGGAGAGACUCACUUCAGCUCACAUCUCCAUCAGUCUGAGCCGAGUGGAGCAGAACCAGACGAUGCCGCAUGAGUCCAGGCCGCAGACGUGGCAUGUGAUGUACGCAGACCGAUACACCUGUCAGGACAUGCAGAUCAGCAACACACUCGCAGAUAUUCCCUUCCAGAUCACCAUGAUGAACCCUGACAGUGCAGGAAACCCACUGGAUCACUUCAGUGCUGAGGAGGCGGGUCUCCACAGCUUCUUCUUCCUGCUGAUGGUGUCGUAUUUCGUGGCGUCCUGUAUCUACGCACAGCCGCUGUGGCAGACGCUGAGUAAAGGCGGCCCGAUGAACAGCGUGCUGAAGGUUCUGUCUGCUGCGCUGCUGCUGCAGGGAUCAUCAGUGCUGCUCAACUACAUACACAUGGCCCGAUACGCCAGAGACGGUGUGGGGACGCCACUGACCAGGAGCCUUGCUGAACUGUGUGACACGUGUGCGCAGGUGCAGAUGCUCUACAUGUUGUUGAGUCUGUGUGUGGGCUGGUCUGUGGGUCGCAGCAGACGGUCUCCCAGUAAACCUCUGCAGUGGGACUCGUCUCCCACAUCCACUGCGCUCGCUCUCACCGCUGCCAUCACUCAGGGGGCGCUGCUGGUCUGGCAGCAGCUGGAGGACGUGGAGCAGCACAGUUUCUCACACACUCGGCUCAGUGUGUGCAGCUGGAUGCUGACGCUGCUGCGGGUGCUGCUCGCUCUGUUUCUGGCCUCGCUGCUCUAUCAGAACAUCUCAGCGGAGCGGAGCGCGCUCAAACGAGACUUCUACAUCAGCUUCACCAAGGGCUGUUUGCUGUGGUUUCUGUGUCACCCGGUGCUGCUUCUGUUCUCUACACUCCUCAAUGAGCAUCAGAAGGAGAAGGUGCUGACCGUGGGUGUGAUCUUGUGUCGCAGUAUCUCAGUGGUGGUUCUGUAUCGACUCUUUCUGUCCCGCAGUCUGUACUGGGAGGUUUCGUCGCUGUCGUCUGUAACGCUGCCGCUCACCAUGAGCCGCCGGAGCCCGUACUGAGACACCAUCAACACACACACACUCAGAUCAGCGCUACACACACACACUCAGGUCCAUUACAGACAUUUGCAUUUUAAAUGUGUUUUUAUUCUGUUACUGUUUAAAAUAUGUAUUUUUGUUCAGCCAACUAUCAUUCUACAUGAAACGCUCAGAGGUGCAUCUUAAUAAAUAAAUCAAUAAAAACAGGCUAUUAUAGAUUUGAGCAUUUUAGAUUAGUCUUAUUCCGAUACUAUUACUAAAGAUAUACUUUAAUUCAGUUCAUAUGUUAUUUAAUAUGAAAGGCUUGGAAGUGCAUCUUAAAAACAAUAAUACAUGAAUAGUGGAUGAAAGCAGCGUAUUCUAGAUUUGGAAGUGCUCACUGAGGCAUCGCUAAGCGGUUGUUAGGGUGUUCUAACUGCAACCCUUGGCUCAUUCUGAAAACGUACCCCUGUAUACAUUUCUGGAGAGCACCAAAUACAUCCCAGGAGGUGCGUCUUUUUGCAGUUUUUGUUUUGGU